Messenger RNA from Penicillium vulpinum, 900 nucleotides. RefSeq lists its product as uncharacterized. NCBI's taxonomy places the organism in Eukaryota, Fungi, Ascomycota, Eurotiomycetes, Eurotiales, Aspergillaceae. The transcript has a single exon. The record is from RefSeq and is a predicted model, not a curated record. The coding region runs from base 1 to 900 and encodes 299 amino acids.
AUGAGUGGCAGCGACGCUCGAACGACCGAUGCGGCCUGCAUCAAAGUGAAAUCAGGCGCACCAAGUAACUGCGACUGGGAUGAAGUCGAGUUCGAGAACCCUACCGACGAGGAUCAAUCAACCGACCUGCCUGACCAAUGCAGAUUCGAGGUGUUUUUCAUUGAGCCACUUAAAGAGAGAGAAAAUUUUGAUGUAUGGCUUGAGGGUGUCGAGCAAUACCUCCGUCCUCUCACGCUCCACCAUCUCCUCGAUGCAACCAUCAAACGACCCUUCCGAGAUAGCCCCAAUGCAGAAAAAUGGAGGCAGCUAUCGCAGCAAGUCCGAGCCUGGCUGACGAAGAAAAUGGAUGCAAAGGUACUUCAGGGAAUCAUGGCACGUGGUGGACGAGUGACCUUUGCCGAUGAAUUCAUGGCUGAAACACGGAAGUUUAUGCUAGAUGAGGGACACGAUGUGCUGUCCGCUGCGAUCUUGAAGCUUAUCAAAAAAACCCGCUCUGAGUUUGAUAGUCCAGAAGAAUUCAUUGCCGCUCUGAAAUCACGCUACAAAUUGACCAGCGACCUCAAGGGACAAGUCCCGCCAUACACCGCGGUCAUCAUCAUGUUUCAAGAGCUGCAAUCUAUACCUAGACUCGGACAACAUAUCAGGUUCUGGAACAAUGAGCUACGUCUAGUCAAGAACCCAGCUGCAAAUAUCACCUGCGCCGACUUCCUUGCAUUUACCUCUGCAAUCUCUGAAGUCUUGAAUAAGAUCAAUGAUCAGUCUACCUUCUGGGAUUUCUCUAAGAGACCCAAAAUGUCGCCAGUGUCUAUCAUUCAUAGGACUGGCGCCUCAACUCGCCGGCCUAUUCAACGUGUUAGUCAAUUUGGCCAAGGAGACAGGCUGAAUGAUGAUGCUGAAUAA